Messenger RNA from Mesorhabditis spiculigera, 909 nucleotides. NCBI's taxonomy places the organism in Eukaryota, Metazoa, Nematoda, Chromadorea, Rhabditida, Rhabditidae. The record is from the annotation of a GenBank genome assembly.
AUGGCUCCGCAAAUCGAGGACUUGACUGGCCGGGAUAUGGCGGCAAAAUCUCCGGAGGAUUUUGAUCAUAUUCGAUUCAGAGUUGGAAAUGCUAAGCAGGCGGCGUUUUGGUUCUGCGCCAGCUUUGGCUUCCAGCCAUUCGCAUACAAGGGCCUGGAAACUGGAUGCAAAGAGCUGACAGCCCACGCUAUCAAGACUGGAAAGAUCAUCCUUGUCUUCGAAGGCACAACCGGUCCUGACAAUAAGAACUUUGGAGACUACCUGACCAAGCAUGGUGAUUCCGUUCAAGAUGUUGCCUUUCAGGUCGACGACCUCGAGGUAUUUCUGGAGCAUGCACGGGCCAAGAAAACGAAGAUUGUUCGUGAGAUGACGGUGGAAUCUGAUGAAUACGGGGUGGUGAAGUAUGCGUCGAUCCUCGCGUUUGGUGACGUCAUUCACACACUAAUCGAACGCAAAAACUACCGCGGCCUCUUCUUGCCCGGAUUCAGAGCGCAUCAUUGGGACGGACAGUGCUUUGACCACCUCCCAAAGACUGAUCUCAAAACCAUCGAUCACUUUGUCGGCGCCCAACCUGAGGAUGAGAUGGAAUCUGUGGUCGAUUGUGGUGUCGAGCUGCUCGACGUCCCCGAUAAGUACUAUGACGUCAUCAGGGAAAAGCUGAGCAAAAGCAAUUGUCCGAUUGAUGCCGAUCUCGAUAAACUACAAGAAUUGAACAUCUUCAUCGAUUUUGACGAGAAGGGAUAUAUCCUCCAAAAAUUCACCAAGCCACUCGAUGAUCGUCCUACACUCUUCUUCGAAGUCAUCGAGAGACACAAUUUCAAGGGCUUCGGAGCCGGUAACUUUUUCGCAAUCUUCGAGGCUAUUGAACGGCAACAGAUGGAAAGAAACACCUUUUAUGGGGAGUCCAAC